Notodromas monacha is the source of this 2766-nucleotide messenger RNA. Lineage: Eukaryota; Metazoa; Arthropoda; Ostracoda; Podocopida; Cyprididae. The record is from the annotation of a GenBank genome assembly.
AUGGAUUCUGCGGCUGUUAAAGCGUUAUUACAGGACAUCGUGGAAAGGGAGAUCCGCAUCAGCUCCAUAAUUCGAAGAAUCGGAGAUGGACAAGUGGAUAAUAUUGGGUUGCUGGAUUUGAACCAAGAUAUUAGAGCUGAAACGAAAAUUCUGCGUGAGAAACUUCGAGACCUUGAUGAUGCUGCCGUCGAUUGUCCUGCUGGCGAAGACCGAGAUAUGCUAAUGAAGGAAUCCAAAAAACAUUGCAUCGAACUUACCAACUUUAGAACUGCAUUAAGAAAAGCCAAUCUGCAAUGCCAGAUGUCGAUUUCAAACAGGAAUGCCGAGGAAUUGUUCAGAACUAAAGACGGAUACAAGUUAAAGGUUCGAAGGGAAGAAAGAAGCAAGGAAUCCAUCGCGAAUUCGGCGGCUGAUGUGACGAAUGACUUGAGAGCUAUUGCUCGUGUGAUGGCAGAGCAAGUAGAUCGUUCAAAAAUGACCGUUGAUGCCUUGGCUACUUCGUCCCAGCAUUUGGAGGAAGUGCGGAGCGAGUUCAAGGGCAUGAACCAUGUGAUAUCCCAGGCCCACAACCUGUUGACCAAGUACGGACGCCGUGAGUUCACGGAUAAGCUGCUCAUAUUCGCCGCUUUUGCAUUCUUUGUAGCUUGCGUGCUGUACGUGAUUCAGAAGCGGCUAUUUUGACCUUCACGUGAAAAUAUCCGCCGGAAGUGCCCGUGAUGAUAAAGUGAUAAAUCGUGCUUUUCAGUGAUCAUUCGCGGGAAAUAUGGUUUAUACGAUGCUAGAAGGUUGUGAAAGACAGUUUUGAAAGCAAAUUUUGGUCACUUUCUGCGUCAUCCUGGAGACCUUGCGAUUAUUCUGACGAUUCGCGCACCUGGCAUCCGAUUUUUGAAUUCGUCUUUUUUUUAUCCGUGAGUCGAUAGUUUUCUUUUUAAAUCCCGACUUACCUUCGAUCACGUGAAGUUCUGCGUGAGAAUCUUUGGUUCUUAUCUGAAAUCGAAGUGCUUGCGCUCUCACGUCUUCUGCGAAGUCCCAGCGAGAUUUUCUUGGUGAUCCCAGGAGGUAAUCCUCACUUCGGUGCUUAUGGUUAUUUGUCCGUUUUUAUAUUUUUCUCUGAACCGAUUGCAAAGAUUUACUUGCUUUUCUAGUAGCUGCGCUGUUACAUUGCGACCCUUCGUUUCACCUGUCAUUCUCGAGUAGCCUAACUCUGAACCAACUCAAGUACAGGAUCUAAAACGAUCGAACUACAUUAAUAUCUCACCAAACAUAAAUAAAAUAAUAAACUGAGUCAUCUCAAACCGUAUCCCUCGGAUCUGAGCGUGUCCGCGAAAGUUUGCUGCUGGUCAACACGGAAAUUUUUGGCUCAGGGAGCAAAUAUUUGGCGAACGAAGAGCUGAUCCGUGUAUUGAAAAGUCUGAGAAAAACUCCGAUGUAAACGAGCAAAUCUGAUAUUGCUCAACGGGAUACUAUCAAAAAUCAAUCGCUUGAAAAUUUUCCAGAGCUUCCGCCCCGACGUACUAAUUUAAUUGUACACUGUACCGAAUAGAGCCCCAAAUAUUUUUCCGUAACAUUUGCACUCUUUCCGUGGUUUUCUGCUCCGGUUAAUCCGCUGACAUGAAAACGUGAUAGUUACGAAGGCUCUACGAGUGAUCGCGUGUGUGUCACGGUCGGCUGGGCCACAACCGUUCGCACGGCAGAUGUCGUUUGGAGCUUUGUUCCGAAUGUUUUUUGUUUGUUGCCUGCUGUGAACACAUUCGUUGUAUUAUUCUUCGUCGGAGUUGCACUGGGGUAAUAUUACGUGUUUUUUUCGUAACUUGAGAGUAGUUUUCGAACGUGUCGCUGAAUAUACGAUGGCAAUGGUCGUGUUCUCCCUUGAGGUUUCCUUCGUGUCCGGUGCUUUGGGUUCUGAAAGUGGAAUUGUUGCUGUUCCGAUGCGUCUACGAAUGGGAUAUUUAUUUUUCAAGUGUGGAAAAGUGAAAAUAAAUGUUAGGCAAGGAAAUAUGGUGAGAGGUGGAAAAUUUGUUGGAUACUAGAGAUGGGUGGCAACUUUUUUUUUAUUAUCUGUUCUUUGAUACGAUUACAAAUUCGAAUUUUCUUGCUACCAAGUCUCGAUGUGGAACUUCUUGUCGCAUAUCAGAACGUUAUUAUUCCAGAUUUUCUUAUCGCGACUUCGUUGCGCAGUGGGAAUGUGAUGCCGCACGUUUUAGGAAUUAUUGUUUUUAUUUUAUUUCGGAAUAUCCGAGUGCGUUCGUGGAAAGCAGCAUUUCCUAGUUUUCGCACUGUGAGUUUUGAACUGUUCUUUGGAAGCUUCUGUUUUGUAUGCCCUGACGGGUUGUUUGGAAUUCUUUUUUUUUUUUUUUUUUUUUUUUGAAUGAACUAUCUAUUCCUCUGAACAACAUCCUGGUGAAAUUGAAGAUUGUUGAAUUUUUGAGCGUGCUGUAUGUGUGUAUUUUUACAGGAGGGGUGUGGAUACUUGAACGGUUAAUUCGAUAGGUGUCUGGUUCUGCGUCUUCGUUCAUCUUUUUUUAAUCCUGAAAAUCCCAUGCUGUUCUUCAAUUGCAUGACAAUUUUUCUGGAACCUUCGAGUGUUCCAUGGUUUGUGUUUGUGUUGAACCUCGAACUUCGGAAAAAUUUGCAUGAUUUCUUGACUAGUAACCAUGUGAGUCUUCCAACUACAUUCUGAAAUAAUGCACUCACCUUCCGGUUUCAAGGGUUUCUAAGGACCAACGGUAGUCGUUGGUAGGGGAAUAAAAACAUUUUUUAGGGAGA